AUGAUCGUCGCCGGACCUCAUAACCUCUAUACCCUUGCAGAGGGUGCUCCCCUCCCUCGAAAUGACACCAGUGUCCAGGUCCGCAACAAGCAGGGUGGCGGUCUCGUUCUUCUCCAAGACACCCAGUUGAUCGAGACACUUGCCCACUUCUCGCGCGAGAGAAUUCCGGAAAGAGUCGUGCAUGCUAAAGCAGCUGGUGCUCGGGGUUAUUUCCAAGUCACCCACGACAUCUCCGACAUCACUGACGCAGACUUUCUCAAUGGAAUCGGCAAAAAGACAGAGGUCUUGACUCGAAUCUCGACCGUUGGGCCCGAGGCUGGUUCCGCCGACACCAUUCGUGACUUUCAUGGUUGGGCUAUCAAGUUCAAGACUGCAGAAGGAAACAAUGACUGGGUGUUCAACAACCAACCCGUCUUCUUCGUUCGAGACCCCAUCAAGUUCCCCUCGCUCAACCGCUCUCACAAGAGACAUCCUGCUACGCACACCUCUGAUGCAGACAUGUUCUGGGACUUUCACGUCGGCUCCCCCGAGUCCAUCCAUGCCUUGAUGUUCCUCUUCAGUGACCGCGGCACUCCUGCGUCUUUGCGCUCCAUCAACGGUUACAGUGGUCACACCUACAAGUUUACGAAGAAGGAUGGCUCCUACCAUUAUGUCAAAAUCCAUAUCCACGCUGACGGAGGCAUCAAGAACUUCACAAACGACGAAGCUAUCAAAGUCGCUGGCGAGAGCCCUGACUUUUUGACCAAUGAUCUUUUCAACGAGAUUGAAAAGGGUAACUAUCCCUCUUACACAGUGUCCAUUCAAACUAUCCAUCCUGCCGAUGUGGCCAUGUGUCCAGUCAACAUUUUUGAUAUGACCAAGGUGUUGCCUCAUGAGCAAUAUCCCCUCCGGCCCGUGGGCAAGCUAGUCUUUGACACCAAUCCUACCAACUACUUCGCCGAGAUUGAGCAAGCCGCCUUUACACCAUCGAAUAUAGUCCCUGGUAUUGAGCCCAGCGCCGAUCCCAUGCUGCAGGCUCGGAUGUUCGCCUAUCCCGACGCCGCCCGCUACCGACUCGGCGUCAACUACCAAAUGCUACCCACCAAUGCUGCCAAGGUGCCGAUCUACGUCCCGACUGAGCGCGAUGGUUUCAUGAACUUUAGCACCAACUACGGUCCUGACCCGAACUACAUCAACAGCUCCAUUCAUCCCACGGGCUUCCACACCGCAGGCGUAUCAGAGUACAAGCCGACUGAGGAGUUUCUGAGUGGACCCGUCGUGUUCACUUCUGAUGUGACCGACGACGACUUCAAGCAGGCCCGCGCCUUGUGGACCAAAGUCAUGGCCAAGCAGGAGGGUGCGCAGGAGAACUUCAUCUCCAACAUCGCCGGCAACAUUGCUGGGGUUAAGAGAGACUGGCUCCGCGAGAAGGUCUUUGAUGAGUCCCUGGGCAAACGCAUCGAGGAGGCUGUCAACAAGAUUGUCAAAGCAUGA
Fonsecaea monophora is the source of this 1473-nucleotide messenger RNA. RefSeq lists its product as hypothetical. The coding region runs from base 1 to 1473 and encodes 490 amino acids. The record is from RefSeq and is a predicted model, not a curated record. The transcript has 2 exons. Gene Ontology annotation, biological process: hydrogen peroxide catabolic process; response to hydrogen peroxide. Gene Ontology annotation, molecular function: catalase activity; heme binding. Lineage: Eukaryota; Fungi; Ascomycota; Eurotiomycetes; Chaetothyriales; Herpotrichiellaceae. Gene Ontology annotation, cellular component: mitochondrion; cytoplasm; peroxisome.